Antrostomus carolinensis (chuck-will's-widow) is the source of this 1329-nucleotide messenger RNA. It is a transcript of the gene TRMT2B, whose product is annotated as tRNA methyltransferase 2B. The record is from RefSeq and is a predicted model, not a curated record. Gene Ontology annotation, biological process: RNA processing. The coding region runs from base 1 to 1329 and encodes 442 amino acids. NCBI's taxonomy places the organism in Eukaryota, Metazoa, Chordata, Aves, Caprimulgiformes, Caprimulgidae. Gene Ontology annotation, molecular function: RNA binding; tRNA (uracil(54)-C5)-methyltransferase activity, S-adenosyl methionine-dependent. The transcript is spliced from 11 exons.
AUGAAGCAGCUGGCAGAGAUGUUAUGCCAUAAGUAUCAGGAGUGGAGUGGCUCUGGGCACUACCGUGAUAUUGUGCUUUCCAGGUUAGCAAACGUGGUGACUCCACUGUGGAGACUUCCCUAUCAAGAGCAACUGCAGGUGAAGUAUGAAAGCCAGAGGAAGAUCUUGCAGAUGUUGACAUCUCGUCUUGAGGAGCUGGGCAUAGAUGCACAGAAACCUGGUGGGCUCUGCUGUCCUCUCCAGCCUUUAGUCCCUUCACCCAUCAUUAAUGGCUACCGAAACAAAUCUACUUUCUCUGUGAACCGAGGACCAGAUGGGAACCCCAAAACUGUGGGGUUGUAUGUGGGAACUGGCAGAGCAAGAAAUAUUGUCUGUGUGAAAGCCAACCACAUGGAGAACAUACCCCAAAAACACAAACAAGUAGCCCAGUGCUAUGAGGAGUUCAUCCGUCACUCCCCCCUGGACCCCUGCAUCCUCUUCCAUGAAGGUGGACACUGGCGGGAGCUUGUGGUACGCACCACCAGCCAUGGCCACACCAUGGCUAUUGUCACCUUCCACCCCCAGGAGAUGGGCCAGGAGGCACUGGCUACUCAGAAAGCAUUGCUUAAGGAGUUCUUCACAUGUGGACCUGGAACAGUCUGUCCAGUUCUUGUGUGCUCUGCUAGCUCCAUGACACGCUGCUCCCACGAGCAGUCCCCCUUCCAGCUCCUUCAUGGAGAACCGCACAUCUUUGAAGAAAUGCUCGGCCUGAAGUUUCGCAUCUCUCCAGAUGCCUUUUUCCAAGUAAACACGAGUGGAGCAGAAGUUCUGUACCAGGCAGUCGGGGAGCUGAGUCGGGCUGGUGGGGACACUGUCCUCCUCGACGUCUGCUGUGGAACGGGCACAAUUGGUCUAUCUCUGGCUCACCAAGUGUCCAAGAUUAUUGGUAUUGAGAUGGUGGAGAAGGCAAUAGAGGAUGCUAGGUGGAAUGCAGCAUUCAAUGGAAUUUCAAACUGUGAGUUUCACAGUGGAAAGGCAGAGGCCGUGUUACCACAACUCCUGUCAUCGUGGGAAGAUUCCCGACCCCUUGUUGCUGUUGUGAACCCAUCUCGGGCUGGGCUCCAUUACAGGGUUGUGCGAGCCAUCCGAAACUGCAAGUCCAUCCGAAGGCUGCUCUACAUUUCCUGCAAGCCAGAGGGUGAAGCCAUGAGGAACUUUCUUGAGCUGUGCUGCCCACCUGACCCAGGGAAGAAGCUGGCAGGAGAGCCAUUUGCCCCCACGUUGGCUAUACCUUUCGACAUGUUUCCUCAUACUGCUCAUUGUGAGCUGGUGCUGCUGUUCACCCGCUGA